This is a messenger RNA of Bombus pyrosoma, 2655 nucleotides long. It is a transcript of the gene nudE, whose product is annotated as nuclear distribution protein nudE-like 1. Gene Ontology annotation, biological process: chromosome segregation; establishment of mitotic spindle orientation; microtubule nucleation. The transcript is spliced from 8 exons. Gene Ontology annotation, cellular component: centrosome; kinesin complex; kinetochore. The record is from RefSeq and is a predicted model, not a curated record. Bases 239 to 1207 code for a protein of 322 amino acids. NCBI's taxonomy places the organism in Eukaryota, Metazoa, Arthropoda, Insecta, Hymenoptera, Apidae. Gene Ontology annotation, molecular function: microtubule binding.
UCUCGUGAUCGUUAUCUAGUUGGUAAUAAUAGGUUAGUUUGACAUCGCGUUCGAAGUGUGUAGAUACGUAAGAUACGCGUAGUAAUAAAAUAUUUUUUCUCUAGCGAAUGCAACUUUCACCGACAUUGUCACUGUAAUUCUUGAUGCUAUCGUCUCAUUAAUGUAAUAGAAGGAUUUAGAGCUGUGUUUAACAUUCAAGGUUAAUUAAGAUAUUGGACAAAAUCAGAAUAUUGUUAAAAUGAUGGACGUUGAUCCACCACAGUUUGUGUCUAAGGAUGAUGAAGUUCAAUAUUGGAUGGAACUUGCUCACCAGAUACAUAGAAGGAAAGAGGAUAUAGAAAGAGAGUUGGAGGAAUUUCAAGAAAAUUCACAGCUCUUAGAAAAAGAACUGGAAGCAUCCUUGGAACAAGCAGAAAAGAAUAACAGGGAAUUACGACAACGAAACACAAGACUAGCCACUGAAGUUGAACAAUUAAGAACAAGAUUAGAUCAACAAACAGCAGACUGUGCAAUGUUUCAAGGGAAAGCUCAGGACUUACAGACUCAACAUGACCAUUUAUUAAAGUACAUAAGGGAAUUAGAACAAAAAAAUGACGACUUGGAAAGAGCUCAUAGAAUAAAUAGGGUAACAGAAGAGGAGAUAGAAGCCAAACUUAAUUCUGCCAUUGAAAAGAAUGCUUUGUUAGAAUCAGAACUUGACGAAAAGGAAGCUCUGAAAGUUAUAGUACAGAGAUUAAUGGAUGAAAUUAGAGAUUUAAAACAGGAAAUCCAAGUUCAAGAAAGGCAUCAACCAGACAAUGAUAAGUCAGCUGAUAGAGUUCGUAAUCAUGUUGAUAGUAAUAAACUUCAAGUCGAAUUGGAAACACAUAUGUCGCCUAGUAGCCCAAUAGUACCACAAUCUAUACCUCCAAAUAAUACAGCAACUUCGCCAUUAAAAAUUGGAAACAGAGUUGUAGGUGGUGUAACUGGAAACAACAAUAAUAAUAAUAAUAAUAAUAAUAACGUGAAUUCGCCAUUGGCACCAUGCACAAGAAUAUUAGCAAUGAAUAUGAUUGGUGACCUUAUGAGAAAAGUUGGUGCGUUGGAGAAUAAGUUAAAUACAUGUCAAAAUCCAUCUCGAGAGGAUCAAGCCGUUCGUGAUCUUUACAGGACUAGACGGCAAGUUCGAGGUUUUGCCUCUGGCAACAGCAACCACAUUCGAUUAUAAACAACGGAUAAUAUUCCAAUAAUAAAUUUAUGCAUUAUAUUCGUAUGACUACUAAUUCGUGUUAUUUUAAUUUAAAAAAAAUCUCACUCGUUAAUUUAUUACAAAUUUCUAUAAGAUACAAAGAAAACUAUUUAAUUUAAUUAUUUAAUUGCCUUUUACAUGAAGUUUGCAAUUUUUGAGGAUUACUUGUCUCUUUUUCAUCACGGUUCAGAAGUAUACUUGGUAAUAUUUUAUGGAGGAAAUUCGUAAAUAAACAUUCGAGAUUGUAAGUAUUAAUAUCAUAAUUUAAUAAAAUUCAUCAUUGUGAUAAGUGAUAAUUCUAGAUAAUUAUUACCAUUACAUUGUGUAGAUAUUCACAAAUAAUAUUAAGGGAGAACACCAGUUAUCUUUCAGAUAAAAUUUUGCAAUUUGGAAAAGAUUUUUAUCAAAAGAUUAUCAUAUAAAAUUUAUAUUUGUUUUUUUAUUACUUCAUAAACAGACUAUAAGAAAUUUUAGUUUGAAAAAUUCUUUUUGUCAGAAUUACUAACAUUUCAUUGUAACAGUAACCAGAAAAAACUACCUGUUCUGUAUAUUGUGUAUUUUUAGAUCCAUUAUUUUUGUUAUUAUGUAUUUUGUAUUAUUAUGUUUACAUAUUCGUAUCUUGCCAAUGCCUUCAACUUAUAUCUGAAUAUGUGUCUUUUAUGAAAAUAUUUAAAUUUUCCAAUUAUGCAACUUUCUUAAAUGUAAUCUGUUCCUUAUCAUAAAAAUAAUGUUCUAGUUGUUGAAAAUAGAUGUAUAUGUUUAUAAAAUUUUAUCUGAAAAAUAACUGGCAAUCAAAUUUUGCCUAAGUAUCUUCCUUUAAAUAAAUAAUUUGUAAGCUCUAGUUUUGAAUGUAUAGUUUCUAGCACAAUUAAAACUUCAGCUAUGUUAGAAAUGAUAUUGUAACACUAGUGCAAAAUUUAGCUUUUAUAGGAAGUUAGAUAUUUAUAUAUAUAUAUAUAUUUAGGUACUUAUAUACAUAUGUCUAUUUUUUAAUAACAAAAAGAUAUCCUCUUAUGUCGUAAAAUAAUUCAAUUUUAUACUUUAAAAUGUGUAAAAGCUAUUUAAUUAUUUAUUUCUGUAUAAUUGUGUGCUUUAAGCCACUGUAUAAUUAUAAAUAGCUUCAAGUUCUGAGAUAUUUGUAUGAAGUAGAAUCAUACUAACACAACUAAAAAUUUAACACAUUCGAUUAUACUAUCGGGUGAAUCGAAAAUUAUUAAUUUGUAGAUUUCGCUUAAUAUAUAAAAUAAAAUUUGAAAAAUGGAAUAUUAUAUUCAAAUACAACAAAUAUUACCAAUUUGCGCUAAUUAACUGGGAACUGAACUUUCGAAUGAGAAAUUGUAACAAAUUACGCAAUAUUUGUAAUAUAAAUUUGUAAAAGUAUAAAAUGAAAUAUUUGUAAAAUAAAAACAUUGUAAACUAUCUCUCAA